GACAAAUCAGAAGCUAUCCGUCUCCCAACUGAUCAUAGGAAAAGAGAACUACAAGAUGUACUUAAACUGAAAAGUUGGAUAAUGAAUAUUAUAUGACAGAUUUCAAUAAACCAUGUCUCGACAAUCAAGUAGAAGACCAGAAAAGCAGAAAAUAGAUUGGCAUUUGCCAUCUUCGUCAUCUACAGGUUCAGCACAUCACAUGGGCAUUGAACUCAUUGUACUCACAUAUGGAACUGUAGUAGAACAGCUGUGCAAAGACUAUGAAAAUGAUGAAGAUAUCAAUAAAGAGCUUGAUAAAAUGGGACACAAUAUAGGCUCAAGGCUGGUGGAAGAUUUUCUAGCUCGGUCAAGCAUUACGCAAUGCCGUAAUUUUCAUGAAACAGCAGAAGUCAUUGCUAAGGUUGCUUUCAAGAUGUACCUUGGUGUGACUGCUAGAGUGACUUUUUGGACUCUAGCUGGAGAUGACUGCUCACUAUUCUUGGAGAAGAACCCACUGAGGGACUAUGUGGAAAUACCCGAAAAGCACUCCUGUUUGCUCUACUCCAACAUGAUCUGUGGGAUCCUGAGAGGGGCACUGAAAAUGGUUCGUCUGCAGGUGGACGUUCAACUUCUUCAGGAUUCAGUGAAAGAUAACAAUAUAACUGAAAUAAGAAUGAAGCUGAUGAGAAGACGCAAAGUGGCUCUUACUGCUGAGAAACAGCAAGAAUAGUGCUUCAGAAAAGUGCCGGACAUCUUUCAGUUAUUUGCCUUAGCAUUAUUUUUGCAACUUGAAAUAGAUAACUGAGAUAAAGCAAGGUUACAGUAGCAGUGGAUGAGGAAUCAUAACCAUUUUCUUCUGAUGUGAUUCCUGAUUUAUGG
Molecule: messenger RNA, 858 nt
Organism: Pristis pectinata (smalltooth sawfish)
Lineage: Eukaryota; Metazoa; Chordata; Chondrichthyes; Rhinopristiformes; Pristidae
Product: trafficking protein particle complex subunit 3-like
Exons: 6
Coding region: 113-709 (198 amino acids)
Biological process (GO): intra-Golgi vesicle-mediated transport; endoplasmic reticulum to Golgi vesicle-mediated transport
Cellular component (GO): TRAPP complex; cytosol; cis-Golgi network membrane
Source: RefSeq, a predicted model, not a curated record